Messenger RNA from Clarias gariepinus (North African catfish), 1070 nucleotides. RefSeq names its product ADP-ribosylation factor-like 11 (gene arl11). Gene Ontology annotation, cellular component: cytoplasm. NCBI's taxonomy places the organism in Eukaryota, Metazoa, Chordata, Actinopteri, Siluriformes, Clariidae. Gene Ontology annotation, molecular function: GTPase activity; GTP binding. The record is from RefSeq and is a predicted model, not a curated record. Bases 191 to 721 code for a protein of 176 amino acids. The transcript has 2 exons. Gene Ontology annotation, biological process: intracellular protein transport; vesicle-mediated transport.
UGCUUAAAGAGCAUGCUCACUGUCAAGUUGAGUUUUGAGAUUCUGGAGGCAUCUGAGGAGAUCAUAGGACCUACAUCAGACCUUUGGAGCCCAUUCCUGCUGACUCAAAUUUCUCCUGAGGGCAAAAGGUAAAAAUUCUUCUCAAACAAAACACAUCAGUGGCGCCAUAACAAGAAGGACGAAGUCUGCAAUGGGGUCCAGUCUUCAGAGGCAGAAAAAGUUCAAAAAGGUGCCCCAUGUUGUCUUAUUAGGCCUGGACUCUGCUGGGAAAUCCACUCUGCUCUACAGGCUCCACCGAGGUGCCCUCAUGGAAACUACGCCUACCAUAGGCUUCAACGUGGUUACCCUCCAGCUGAACAAGAAGUCAGUGCUUACCAUUUGGGACGUAGGUGGUCAGGGGAGUCUGAGGCCCAACUGGAGGUACUAUUUGGAGGGAUGCAAAGCGCUGGUGUUCGUGGUGGAUGCCAGUGACAGGACUCGCAUAGAUGAAGCAAAGAUGGCUCUGAAGAACAUUUUAAGUGAUCACAACCUGGAAGCUGUUCCAUUGAUGGUCUUGGCUAAUAAAACCGACAUACCAAAUUCGAUGGAUUUAAAUGAGGUGUGUCAAGAGCUGGAUUUAGUCAGCUACACCGACAGGGUUUGGGAGAUCCAGGCAUGCAGUGCUUUAAAAGGACUCGGACUAACACAGGCUUUUCUAACAGUGGCCAAACUGGUUCAAUAGCAGUGUGGAAAUAUGGAGAAAAAAAUAAACAAUAUUCAAAUGCAAGUUUUUGGAAUAACAAGGUUUGUAGGUAAAGUCUAAAAGCUAGUGGGAAGGAAAUGAGAACGGUGUAAUAUAACUGAUAAGAUGCCUGAACCAAUGCCGAAUCAUGAACGGGUUCUCGAUAAAAGGAGACAAAACAAGAAAGAUUUAAAGACUUUUUUUUUGACCAAUUGAGACAUGAUACAGGAAACAUGUUUUACAAGAGUGUCAGAUUUAUUUAUAUGAAUAGCUUAUGAUGUAGUCUAAUGCACAAAUGAAUGCACUGUACUAAUUGCUAUGUGAUUAAACUAUAGUAUUCUUGACUCUA